CGUUUGCUAGGGUUCCUUGUUCUAGGGCUUGUGGGCGAUAGUGCAUUUGGCGACGAAGUCGAUCCCAUGGCGACGAUGGAGCAGAGCUUCAUUAUGAUCAAGCCCGAUGGCGUGCAGCGGGGAUUGGUUGGGGAGAUCAUUGCGAGGUUUGAGAAGAAGGGAUUCACGCUCAAAGGACUGAGGCUGAUGCAAAUUGAGAAAUCCUUCGCGGAGAAGCACUACGCGGAUCUCUCAGCGAAGCCAUUCUUUGGUGGUCUCGUCGAGUACGUGACUUCUGGCCCUGUUGUUGCGAUGGUGUGGGAAGGGAAAGGUGUCGUGGAGACCGGCCGGAAGAUCAUCGGAGCCACGAACCCGGCUGCCUCGGCACCCGGAACCAUCCGAGGGGACUUCGCCAUCGACGUUGGAAGGAAUGUGAUCCAUGGCAGCGACUCGGUCGACAAUGCCAAGAAGGAGAUCGCACUGUGGUUCCCCGAUGGUGUCGUAGAUUGGCAGAAGUCUGUCCACCCAUGGAUCUACGAGUGAUUGAUCACGAGUGACGACGAAAGCCUUCGCAUUUAAGUUUUGCGUUCUUGCAAUUGAUGAGAACUUCGUUUUGUUUUCCACCUUAAUGACAAUAUAUGUUCAUGGCUUUCAAUUGUU
Molecule: messenger RNA, 639 nt
Organism: Selaginella moellendorffii
Lineage: Eukaryota; Viridiplantae; Streptophyta; Lycopodiopsida; Selaginellales; Selaginellaceae
Product: nucleoside diphosphate kinase B
Exons: 4
Coding region: 67-522 (151 amino acids)
Biological process (GO): GTP biosynthetic process; UTP biosynthetic process; CTP biosynthetic process
Molecular function (GO): nucleoside diphosphate kinase activity
Source: RefSeq, a predicted model, not a curated record